AGUGAAUUCGGAGUGAGAUCGCGGAUGAUGCAGAGAACUGAUUUGGCUCAAUCGAUAAAUGGCUAAACGUUUCGUUAACCAAGUGUUAAAGUCAGAAUAGCAUCUGGACAGGAAGAUGCUGGGAGCUUCUGUGGACUCCUCCACCAAUGAGUCUUUCGAGUAUCUGAACAUUUCAUGUUUGGGGAACGUCUGUAGUAACACGACAGUCGCUCCGAGACCCCCAGUGUUGAUGGACGCCUGGCUGGUGCCUCUCUUCUUCGGGAUUCUCAUGGUGGUGGGUCUGGCUGGAAACUCGCUAGUGAUUUAUGUGGUAACGAAGCACAAGCAGAUGCGCACAGUUACCAACUUUUACAUAGCAAACUUGGCUACAACUGACAUUAUUUUUUUGAUAUGCUGUGUCCCAUUCACUGCAGUCCUAUACCCACUCCCGAGCUGGAUUUUCGGGGAAUUCAUGUGCAAAUUUGUCAAUUACAUACAACAGGUAUCAGUACAGGCAACCUGUGUCACAUUGACUGCAAUGAGUGUAGACAGGUGGUAUGUGACAGUAUACCCACUCAGAUCCCUGAGGCAGAGAACACCCCGGGUGGCAAUGGCUGUCAGUCUUGGAAUAUGGAUUGGGUCUUUUAUUGUGUCCAUACCAGUGGCUAUGUAUCAGAAGAUUCAAAAUGGAUAUUGGUUUGGCCCCCAGGUGUAUUGCAGUGAAUCUUUCCCUUCUGCUUCUCAUGAGAAGGCCUUUAUCCUACAUAACUUCUUAGCUGUCUAUCUUCUCCCAUUGGUCACGAUCUGUGUGUCUUAUACUGCCAUGCUGCAUCAGAUGGGGCGACCAGCUGUGGAACCCAUUGACAACAACUACCAGGUUCAACUUCUUGCUGAAAGGUCAGAGGCUAUGCGCACAAAGAUCUCCAGGAUGUUGGCAGUUAUGGUCCUUCUCUUUGCCCUUUGUUGGGGUCCCAUCCAGUUGUACAUCCUUUUCCAAUCUUUUCUUCCAAAUUUUAACAGGAAUUACUAUACAUACAAAGUCAAGAUAUGGGCGCAUUGCAUGUCCUACACAAAUUCCUCCAUCAAUCCCAUAGUAUAUGCAUUCAUGGGAGACAACUUUAGAAAAUCAUUCAAAAAGGCAUUCCCGUUCAUCUUCAAACAGAGAGUUGGGAACACAAACAAUGGAAAUGCUGCUGGCAACACGGAGAUGCAUUUCGUUUCAUCUGGAACAUAAGGGAAUUUGAUAUUUUGGGAUAUAUUGCUUAAUUAUUGAAAAUAUGUGAGUUGAACCAGGAAGGUCUGAUAGAAGACUUUAUAUCAACUAUUAUUAGAAUUUCAUUCUCGUUGGCUAAGUGCCAUCACCCAUUAACAGUAUCAUUCAAACUUUACAGUGAAUUGUUGUUCCCACACUAUCUGGAAUGCCAGUAACAUCAUCCUGUUUUCACAUGAAAUAAAUAUACUUAUUAUUCACAUCAUUUAUCAAUUUUGAAAGAUAUUUUUUCUGUAGAUGAUCAGAAUUUAAAGCCCUGAUGGUGUAAGGAAGUGUCUUACAUCAUGAUUAACUGAGCCAUAAAAUCCAGAAAAGCCCUAAGAUUAAUCUCUAGACUUUGCUGAGGUAGAUGGCAUCUGUCAAGUUCCUCACUGGAUGUUUCAUCUAGUGUCGGAAGGGAAAAAUGCAAAUAAAUGUGCUGUUCUUGACUAUUAUCCAAUGAUCUUUGCUGUAAAUUGUGUGUGCAUAUGGAUGUGCGUUGAGUGAAGGAUUAGGUGCAUGUUUGACAGCCCUUGUAAUUCAACUGUUGUCACAUGUUUAUGUUCUUAGUGCCUCCUGGUGCUUCACUGAGUGUAAUGAGAUAGAGGGUCAAAAAGGUAAUGACCUUAUACUUAAAGGUAUCCAUUAUUUACAACAAUCAUGUUGCAAGUAUGUAGUUGUGAAUUUUAAUUAAAUUGGUGAUCUGUUCUAUAUUUCAUUAAUUUAUAUUUUGAGUGAAGCGGUGAAAGGAUGAAUUUGGAACAGUCACAUUUAAAGAAAACAAAAUAUAGAAUAUGGAAAUCUUAUAAUUUUUUGCAACUUUGACCCUCAGGGGUUGCUUAGUUUAUUUUACAGUGCAGGAAAUGAUUGUAAUGGCAAAGUGUGAAGUACAGAGGUAUCCUGUACAUAUUUACAUGAUGGUGGGGUCCUCCAAAUCAGUGAUGUAACCAUAUAUACUGGACGUGUCCAAGGUAGAAACACAAACCACAGUAGAAGGAUGUCUACCCCAGUCCCAACCUCAAGAUAAUUGCUGUCCAAUAGACACAAAAUGCUUGACACAAAGCAUCAAUAGAAUGUGCCUGACAGGCUCAUAGCACUAAUCCACACACCCAGCUCUCCUACAGACAAUUUAAGAGAUGUCUGCAGAGCUUGAUGAGAAACAAAAUUGUCAUUUUUUUUCAAGUCAAGAAGAAACCAUUAUUCUUUUGUGACCUCAGAACAUCCCAAAGCACGUCACAGCAAAUCAACUUCUUUUUAGGCAGAGUGAGAGUUGUAUAAAAAAGAUUUCCUGUCCUGAUCUCUACCCAUUAUAUGUGUCACUUAUGUGUAACAAAAUCAGACAAAUAACAAUUAAUAAUAAUCAGAUCAAUAAUUUAGUGAUGCUGAUAGAGGAGAAUUAUUGGCCAGAACAUCAGGAUUCCAUUCUGCCAUGGGAUCUUUUGCAACCACAUGAGAAGGCAGAUGGAGCCUCAGUUCAACAUUGCAUUUGGAAGGUGGCAUUUCUGCUUCCUUGCAACUGUAUUAAACUAUUAGCCUGGAUGAUACUUUAAAAAUCAUAAAAUACGAUUUGAAACCAUAACCUUCUGGUCUCAGGUAAGGAUGCUACCUGCCCUCUUAGCCACAGCUAAUAUAUCGAAUGUUGAAUCCUUUCUUUGAAGAGCUCUGAGCUCCAAUAUGUUUAUAAAUACUGUAGAAAAUCACUAUUUGUAUUUAAUCUCUGUGCAUCUUGAUAAAUUGCUUCAUGUACAAAAUAAACAUUCAGCAUGUUUUUAUGUAUUGACCUUGCAAAUAUAACAAUUGGCUGUUUUAUUAUGAAAUAUGAUUUAGAGGCUGAAAUGGGUUUUUAAAUCUCCAGUUGCACGUUCUAUUCUAUCAUGAAUUAACUUAUCAUUGAAAUAGAAAAUAGCCAUUACUGACCUAUGCAGAUCUGAAGGAUUCAAGAUUCCAUUUCUGAAACUGGGUUGAAUUAUGUAGCCCAAUUCAAACUGGCAGUAAAAUUCUAUAAAAUGCCUAUUCUAAGGAGAGGAACGUUCAAGCAAUGCUUUCUUUCCUGACCCUGCUAUUGUUUAUGGAUAUCAGAUGGGGACAGGACCAGAUUUAGUUUUGACACCUUUAAGCACCCAGUUAAAUAGACAGACAACAUUCACUGUCUUUCAAAAUGGUUGGCAGUUGAAGUAACCAAGUUAGAAUUUAGGAAGGGAACCUUCCAAAUGAGUUAGAUAUUGUAUUAGGGUAUUGAGAUAUUCAUUGACUCAAUUAGUUAAAGAAUAAUUAAAGACUUCAUAUCAUUGAGGGAGGCCAUCAUAACUUUGCAAGUUCUUUGAAGAAAUAAUCUUAUUAGUCCACUCCUCACUCUUGUCCUCUUCUUUUCAACUUUGUGAGCAUUUAAAUUAUGCUUCCAAUAAAGGCAAAUAAUUACAAUGACAGCACUGAAUGAUGGAUAUCAUUGAUGUGGCAAACUUGUAACUGGAAAUAACAGCUAGGAUGACAGAUUCAAUCUGUUACUUGUGAAUGUUUUUAAUUUUCAAAUAGUAAGAAGGAAUCUAAAUCUUUAUAAUCUUUAUAAUCUUUUCUGGCACUGCAUGCAUUUGGCUCAAAGAACUUUGCAGAUUCUGUUGCUUUAUUGUGAUUAUAGGUAUGUGGAUUGUUACUUUAUUUAUCAUUUCCAUGAUUUGUUAUUUAAAAAAAUACACACUGUACUUUUUGGUUUGUUCAGUACAGUAAGUCUUUAAUAGAUUAUUUCAG
This is a messenger RNA of Chiloscyllium plagiosum (whitespotted bambooshark), 3973 nucleotides long. RefSeq names its product G protein-coupled receptor 54-like. Gene Ontology annotation, molecular function: G protein-coupled receptor activity. Gene Ontology annotation, cellular component: plasma membrane. Gene Ontology annotation, biological process: G protein-coupled receptor signaling pathway. The record is from RefSeq and is a predicted model, not a curated record. NCBI's taxonomy places the organism in Eukaryota, Metazoa, Chordata, Chondrichthyes, Orectolobiformes, Hemiscylliidae.